AUGGCGUCAAAGACUCCUUCGUCUUCGUCGUCAAGGCGACCAAGGACGACUACACAUGAUGUUGGUGUGGGAUCCUUUCAUAUCGACAAGGAGAUUGGUAAAGGGAGCUUUGCCACUGUCUAUCGAGGCACACAUAAACCCACUGGAUCUCUCGUGGCGAUAAAGUCUGUAAACCUAGCCAAACUCAACAAGAAGCUGAAAGAUAAUCUAUACUGCGAAAUCGAAAUAUUGAAAGGUCUCCAUCAUCCUCAUAUCGUUGCCCUGAUCGAUUGCAGAGAAUCUACGUCACAUAUACAUUUGAUGAUGGAAUAUUGUGAAUUGGGGGAUUUAUCAUAUUUCAUCAAGAAGAGAGAUAAGCUGGCCGAUAACCCUACACUCACUGAGAUGAUCCGGAAAUACCCUAUGCCAAUCGAUGGCGGACUCAACGAAGUUAUCGUUCGACACUUUUUCAAACAAUUGGCUAGUGCUAUGGAAUUUUUGAGGGAUCGGGGGUUCAUACAUAGGGAUGUCAAGCCACAAAACCUUCUUCUACUUCCAUCACCGGAUUGGAUGGCAAAGAGGAAAGGUGCACCAGAAGUCAUGACAGCAAGCAAGGAACCUAUCGUACCUAUGGUUGGAAUCAACUCACUACCAAUGCUUAAGUUGGCAGACUUUGGAUUUGCUCGAUCGUUACCGUCUACUUCGCUUGCCGAGACUCUAUGCGGUUCACCCCUAUACAUGGCACCUGAAAUUUUACGUUAUGAGAAGUAUGAUGCACGAGCUGAUCUGUGGUCGAUUGGAACCGUUCUUUACGAAAUGAUGACUGGAAAACCACCAUUUAGAGCAUCGAAUCAUGUUGAAUUAUUACGCAGAAUCGAACAAAAUGAAGAUGGCAUUAGAUUCAGUAGUAAGGCAGUGAUCAGCAGAGAGAUGAAGGAUAUCGUUCGAGGAUUUCUCAAGAGAAAACCAGACGAUCGAAUCACCUUUAAAGAUUUCUUUGCCCACCCCGUUGUGACUGGACCAAUUCCUGGCCUGGUUGGGGAGGAUCGACUCCAGGAAAUUGUUACGUCCUCGAGAUCACCGGAAGCCUCGAUAGCCCGGCAUACAUCUUUGAGAGAACACAGAGCUGGAAAUCGACUUUCUGAGCAUCUUGAGAUGGCACAGGAACCAGCCAUUGCGAGAGAUACGCUGGAGCAAUCUCCAAGAGCUCCAGAUAUAGAAGCCAACCAACAUUUCGGAACACCAGCUCGUCAGCCUGGCCGUCCAGGGUCAAGCGAUCGGCCUUCCGCAAUUUCUACUGCAACUGCUCCAAACGCAGAUACCUUACCAAGGCAAAGAGACCGCGCGGAACGACAGUUUACUCCGAUGGGAAGACCUGGAUCCAGGAAACAAUCCUACGAUGAACAAGAGAUACUGCAUGUACAGGAAGCGAUUCCAUCUAGUGAUUCAAUAACAGAAGCCGAACAGGCUGUUCGAGAUGCUAGAGAAUAUGUUCUCGUUGAGAAGAAAGCAGUUGAAGUGAAUGCCUUUGCAGAUGAGAUGGCUGCAAGUCCACGACUUACACAUGCCAAUCAAUUACCGAAGCAAUUGCCUAGAAGACACACAUCCAUGGGGGCCCUAAAUUCGACAUCAGGAGCGGUAUCUGUACCACCUUCACGUGCCGUGCAGAAAGCGCAAGGAAAUACUCGACCAGAUACAUCAGCCAGAAAUUCAUACGGCUCAUAUGGUAAACUUGGUAGCAGCCCAUCAACUGCUUCAGCUAUAGCGAAAGCACUUCAGGGCGCCAGCGUGAGGGUUUUUGGGGUUUCUUGGUCUCCAACACUCAUUGGAAAAGGUCCUCCACAACAAUUAUACAAUCCUUAUCCCAUUUAUCCAACACCUAAUGCGGGGUUGAUAGGAGAUGGCCGACCUAUUGAUGAGGAUCAAAGAGUUGUGAAUGUUAUAGAGGAUUGUGCAACUCGAAGUGAUGUUGUUUAUGGAUUUGCUGAAGUCAAAUAUCGACAACUCAUUCCAUUGGCUCCAUCUAUGAACCACGGCCUUGGGGGUUCAAAUGCCGAAAAAGUGGGCGAGGCAAUGGAUGAAGAUGAUGGUUUAACUGUGGAAGCUAUCGUGAGUUUAUCCGAGGAAGCACUUGUACUAUAUGUCAAAUCAUUAUCCCUGCUCUCAAAAUCUAUGGAUAUCGCUGGAGCUUGGUGGUUACGAAAGAAUCGGGGCGAAAUCAUCAGCGGAGGUCACACACCACGAAGCGACCCGUCGUCAGCAGUUCAAGCUGGAAAUCGUAUCAAUGGUGCAGUUCAAUGGGUUCGAACCAGAUUCAACGAAGUCUUGGAGAAGGCCGAACUUGUUCGACUCAAAUUGAUCGAGGCUCAAAAACGACUUCCCGAAGAUCAUCCGGGGCAUCCGAGUAAUCAUACAACCGCCUCGAGAUUAGUUGGUGGAUCUUCAACCACUGAUGGUGUUGUACUGAGCUCUGGUAUCACUGCUGAGAAGUUGAUGUAUGACCGUGCUCUUGAGAUGAGUCGCACAGCUGCUAUUAAUGAGUUAGCAAACGAGGAUCUUCCUGGUUGUGAAAUUUCAUACACUACCGCCAUUAGAAUGCUUGAAGCUGUUCUCGAAAAUGAUGAAGAGCUUAUUCCUCGAAAGAGAUCAUCUAACUUGCGAGAAGACAAGGAGAAAUGCGAGGGUGGAGAAAUCAAUGGUAUCAAUAUUGGGGAUAGGAAGGAUGUUUUGAAAGUCCUUCAAAUGAUCCGUACCCGUCUUCAUGUCCUUAAAAAGAAAAUGGCAGUCAUCGCUAAACAUCAAUCGAUGCCACCUCAACCAUCUCCACGAUAUAGUCAUAGCGGAGGAACCACACCUACUAUUGCUAAUACACCACCGCAUUAA
Messenger RNA from Sclerotinia borealis F-4128, 2862 nucleotides. NCBI's taxonomy places the organism in Eukaryota, Fungi, Ascomycota, Leotiomycetes, Helotiales, Sclerotiniaceae. The record is from the annotation of a GenBank genome assembly.